GACGUCCACUCAUUAAUAAGGCAGACUUUAGACCACAAUGCUUUGGGUUAUUCUUUUGCUCUUUAGUGGAAUUCUGUUGUAUUUCUCUCUUUCCUAUCGUACGCGAUCAAAACGAGAGCCACCUUUAGACAAAGGAAGUAUUCCAUGGUUGGGACAUGCACUGGAGUUUGGAAAGGAUGCUGCCAAGUUUUUAACACGAAUGAAGCUUAAACAUGGGGACAUAUUUACAGUCCGUGUGGCUGGUCGUUAUGUUACCAUCUUACUGGACCCCAACUCCUAUGACUCUGUGCUUCAGAACACAACAUAUCUGGACUUCUCACGCUAUGCUCAGGUGCUAAUGGACAGGAUUUUUAAUUUGAGGCUUCCAAAUCACAAACCGGACACAGAGAAGACCAUAAUGAAAAGAUACUUCCAGGGUGAGAGUCUCUCCAACCUGAACCAAAUCAUGCAGAACCACCUGAGAACUCUGCUCACCCUAGAGAUGGCAGGCCAAAACCGACCUGACUGGAAAUGUGAUGGCCUGUUUGGGUUCUGCUACAGCUUGCUAUUUAGGGCUGGAUAUCUCACACUUUUCGGUGGAGAACAGAACCGCAAUUGUACUGAUGCUGCCAAUGUUUAUAAGGAGUAUCAGAAAUUCGAUGGCCUUUUGAUCAAGCUGGCUCGUACCACUCUAAACUCAGGAGAGAAGCAGACUGUGGGUUUGGCAAAGACCAGGCUGUGGGAGUUACUGGCACAGGCUGGUCUGAGGAAGAACUCCAGCUCAUGGAUACAGAGUUACAGACAGCACCUGCAGGAGGAGGGCGCUGAUGAGGAGACCCAAAGAAAGGCCAUGCUGCUGCAACUUUGGGCCACACAGGGUAACGUGGGACCUUGUGCCUUUUGGUUGCUGGCCUUCCUUCUGACUCACACUGAGGCCAUGAGAGCAGUGAAAAGGGAGUUUGAAAGUGUCACGGUACCCAGCACUGCCAUGCUUGACCCAAAACAGCACACACCAGUGUUUGACAGUGCUCUAGAGGAGACUCUUCGCCUCACUGCUGCCCCCUUCAUCACUCGGGAGGUACUGCAGAAUACAACACUGUACAUGGCAGAUGGAAGAGAGUACGAUGUGAGGCGGGGCGACCGUGUGUGUCUGUUUCCUUUCAUAAGCCCACAGAUGGACCCUGAUAUACACCAUGAGCCCGAGAAAUUCAAAUAUGACAGGUUUCUUAAAGCAGAUGGAUCAGUAAAGAGAGACUUCUUCAAAGGUGGGAGGCGUCUGAAGUAUUACACCAUGCCGUGGGGAGCUGGGACUAAUGCAUGUGUGGGAAAGCCAUUUGCCAUCCAGUCCAUCAGACAGUUUGUGUUUCUGGUCCUGUUCCAUCUGGACAUGAAAUUGUGUGACCCGGAAGCUCAGGUGCCCGAAGUGGAUGCCAGUCGCUAUGGUUUUGGAAUGGUGCAGCCAAACACAGAGCUCCUGAUCCAGUAUAAAUUCAGAGAGCAGCCUUGUGUGCUGUGACUAUCUGCAUGUCCUAAACUAGAUGCUUUACCAACACACCUACACAUAUUUAUUUUUUUAAUGAUUUUCAAGUUUAUGCCUAUGUAUAUAUUAAUGUAAAUAUAUAUA
This is a messenger RNA of Electrophorus electricus (electric eel), 1603 nucleotides long. RefSeq names its product prostacyclin synthase-like. Gene Ontology annotation, molecular function: oxidoreductase activity, acting on paired donors, with incorporation or reduction of molecular oxygen; prostaglandin-I synthase activity; heme binding. Lineage: Eukaryota; Metazoa; Chordata; Actinopteri; Gymnotiformes; Gymnotidae. Gene Ontology annotation, biological process: prostaglandin biosynthetic process. The record is from RefSeq and is a predicted model, not a curated record.